GUGUGUCUGUCUGUCUCUGUAUCUCGCUCCAUCUCUCAGGCUUUGUUGCAAGGCAACGAGGGGGGUCUUGUCCUUCUCCCCUCCCUGAGGGAAAUUUCUGAUCGAUCCUCCCAAGUCCCACAUGUUCAGUUCCAAACCCCCCCCAGUCUCGCCCUCCAAGAUAGAGCAGGGAGAUGCAGAUGAGCUGGACAUAAGCACUAAAGUGCAAUUACACGGGGUCUUGUGGAAGCGACCCUUCGGGAGGCAAUCUGCAAAGUGGUCAAAGAGGUUUUUCAUCAUCAAAGAUAGCUUUUUGCUUUAUUAUGCGGAAAAUGAAAGAAAGAACUUUGAGAAUGACAGAUACUUCAACAUUCACCCGAAGGGGGUGAUACCACUGGGUGGGUGCAUCGUGGAAGCCAAAGAAGAACCCAACAUGCAGUUCGUGAUGAAGAUUUCCCACGAAGAUUUUCACGGGAAUAUUUUAUUGGCUGCGGAAUCCGAAACGGAACAAGAACAAUGGCUGGAGACGCUGCACGAAUCAGGAAAGGUAACGUGGAAGAACGCACAGUUGGGAGAAGCCAUGAUCGGGAGCCUGGAGGCACAAGGACUGCAGCUUGCUAAGGAGAAGCAGGAGUACUUGGACAAGCUGAUGGAGGAAACAGAGGAACUUUGCCUUCAGCGAGAGCAGAGGGAGGAACUUGAGCGGUUAAAUCAAGAACUUGAGGCUGAGAAGAUGAAGAUUGAGGAAAUAGUUCAAGAUUUAAGGCUGGAGCAAGAACAGAUCAAGAGGGAGCUGGAGCUUACUGUCAGAUCACUGACUGGAGUUGAGGAAGAAAAGAAAGAACUACAUCGACUGACCGACUCUCUUCAACGUAACCUGGAGUCCCUGUCGCAGGAGAAGCAGAAGACCUUAGAGGUGCUGCAGCAGAGCGAACAGCAGGCCCAGCAGCUAUCGGAGACCAGUGACACCUUCCAGAAUGUUCUCCAGCAGAUCGAGGAGAAGAUGAAGGAGCUCAAGGGAGAGAAAACUCUUGUCGAAGAAAGGUUGAAGGAGAAUGAACAAAGAUCACGAGCCUUGCAGGAGGAGCGGGAGUUUUACUCCAAUCAGUCCCAGGAGCUCCAGAUCUCACUCACCGAGCUGACAGCUGAGAAGGAGAAGACGGAGACUGAACUGAGGGAGGAAAUGAAGUCCCGGGUUGAGCUGGAACGACGACUAAAGGAGGCAGAGGGAGCCUUGCAGCGGCUGGAGCUGGGGCUGAACUCGGAUGAGCGCACCCUGGAACGCAACGAGAGAAUGAAAGGGGACGUGGGGCAACUGAGAAAAUUCUUUGAGGAAUGUAUUAGGAAUGCAGAGAUCGAUGCCAAUCUGCCUGUUAUCAUGAAGAAUUCUGUGUAUGUGCACAAAACAGCGGCACGACGGAUAAAGAGCUGUAGAUUCCAUCGAAGGAAAUCCAUUGCUGCCUGGAACACAUUCAUGACCCACUCCUGCUCGUUCAUCAUGUCUCCCUCGGUUGAUGAUGAAGAGAACAUUGAGGAGCUGAAAGAGAGGGCACGGAAGCUCAGCAGGGACCGGCACUUCAGGGAAACUGUCUACCAGUACAUGUCUCACAGUGAUUCCUCCAAGUGCUGAGGGCAGUCGCUCAAACAGGGUUUGGAUGAGAAUUUUUGCUUUGCCGUUACGUAACCUUUCACAAAAUUCAUGGUAGAUAUGCUGAUCAUUUUUUCAAAAAAAAUUUGCAAAUGCCAUUUUUUUGACAGAUUGAUAUGGGUCACCGACGUUUAACUUCUUGAGAGACAGGGAGAACAUGGAUUGGGGAAGGGGGUAGGUUUGCUACAUUGUACAGGCUGGUCCGUGCUCUACUCCUGUGUGCAGCAGAGGCUUUGUUUCACACAAGAGUAGGCACCAGGUUAGGGGUGAGUGGUGAGACUGCCGACCGAUCCUCCCUUGUCUGACUGUGGGGAAGACAGGGUAACGGAGAGGACCUGGAUGGAAGGGUAGGGAGUAUAUCUUGAUAUGUGUUUUGACACAUGCAGAAACCUAUCAUCAUGCUUAAGAGUAUUUCAAACCAAACUGAGUAUUCCAUGCAUCCCACCAACACAUGGGAAUUACAUAUUGAAGUGUUUGUUUCAUGCACCCAGUCUGAGCAUUUUUUGUGUU
This is a messenger RNA of Callorhinchus milii (elephant shark), 2137 nucleotides long. RefSeq names its product pleckstrin homology domain containing, family D (with coiled-coil domains) member 1 (gene plekhd1). The transcript has 13 exons. The record is from RefSeq and is a predicted model, not a curated record. NCBI's taxonomy places the organism in Eukaryota, Metazoa, Chordata, Chondrichthyes, Chimaeriformes, Callorhinchidae. Bases 122 to 1609 code for a protein of 495 amino acids.